AGGGACGGCCAUGAAGAAAGCAGAGCCAUCGGACCAGCAUCUCCUUGGCGCGAGCAAGAUAAGAGAUGCACAGCAACACGCUAGUAUAUCGCAGAGCUUUAACCUGAUUUAGGUUUUUAUAAUUUAAAAUUACACCAAGGCUUGGCUGGAAACCCUUUGGCAGGGUUUAUUCCUGGUCCUGGUCCUGGUGUCUGCAUGGUCCCAUCCUGCCCUCCUGUAGGCUGCAAUCUGCUCCUAAAUGAGGGCUGAGGAUGCAAAGCUCUGGCAUUAGGGAGCUUGGGAUGAAAAAGACCUUGGAAAAAGAGAAAGGAAAGGGUUUUUGUGUGUGUUUUGCGUGUUUUUAUUUUCCUGCAGUCUGCGGGUUUGCAUUAUAGCUGGACAGAGAUGCUGGGGGAAAGUGGUGACACCCACAAGUUGUUCUUGCUGCUGAGUGCUCCCACCCAAAUAUUUCACGGCUCAAAGGCCACAGGUCAGGAUGAUGCACUUCUCUCUCUGCAGCAGCAAGGCUUUGACCUUGAAAGCCUUUUUGGAGUGACUCAGGUUUCAGAGGGUGUUGCAAAACAGCUCGAAUUUCCCCUUUCCCCCGCCCCUCCUUCCUUUUACGCUGCACUUUUCAAACAAGACCUCCCAUUUCAGAAAGCAAAGCCAGAGGGAAACUCCCGGUCGCCGCUGAAAGAAAAACUCAAUGAAGCGAAAGUAACCGUGUCAUUCUUCUUCCAAGCAGCCAUGGCCGAGUGCGACCCGCUGGAGAGCCUGCAGAAAGAAGCAUCUUGCUCCAUCUGCCUGGAUUAUUUCAGCGACCCCGUGUCCAUCAACUGCGGGCACAGCUUCUGCCGCGACUGCAUCACGCGAUGCUCGGGCAAAUCGGACCGGAGGUUCGCCUGCCCUCAGUGCCGUGGAAUCGCCCAGAAGAGAAAAUUUCGGCCAAACCGGGAACUGAAGAACCUGGCAGAGAUCGCCAAGAAGCUGAUCUCGAGGGUCGGGGACGCGGCCCGAGUGGGCGGCGUGUGCCCAAAGCACCAAGAGCCGCUCAAGCUCUUCUGCCAGGAGGACCAGACGGCCAUCUGCGUGGUCUGCGACCGGUCCCAGGCUCACCGCGCUCACACCGUGGCCCCCAUUGAAGAAGCUGCCCAGGAGUGCAAAGAACAUAUCCAAAGCAAACUGAAGAGCCUCAAGGAUGAGAGAGAGAGACUCCAAGGAUUAAAAGUGACAGGGGAGAAGAGAAGCCAGAAACAUCUGCAGCAGGCGAGAGCCGAGAGGUGGAAAAUCAUGUCGGUGUUCAAGCAGCUGCACCAGUUCCAGGACGAGCAGGAGCGGCUCCUCCUGAUGUGGCUGGAGGACACAGAGAAGGAGAUAGUGCAGACCCAGAGUGAGAAUGACAGGAGGAUCUCUGCCGAGAUCUCCCACCUGGGCAACCUCAUCCGGGAGCUGGAAGGGAUGAACCCCCAGCCGGAGAAUAAAUCCUUGCAGGAUGCCAGGAGUGCCUUGACCAGGUGUGACGCAAGGGCUUUCCAGCAUCUGACGGAGAAGUUUCCCCGAGUGGAAAGAAGCCUCAAGGAUUUAUCUCAGAAAAACAUCAUUCUGAAGGAAGCCCUGAGGAAAUUCAAAGAGAGUCUCCCGGUUGAACUGGAUGUGCAAUGGGCAAACGUGACUCUGGAUCCAGACACAGCAAACCCCCACCUUGUCCUCUCUGAGGACCGGAGGAGUGUGAGAUGGGACGAAACACCCCAGAAUUUGCCUGACAACCCACAGAGAUUUGACACCUACUGCUCGGUGCUGGGCCAUGAAGGCUUCACAGCGGGGAGGCACUACUGGGAAGUGCAGCUGGGGAAUAGGGGAUUUUGGGCUGUGGGGGUGGCCAGACACUCGGCUUGGAGAAAGGGUUGGAUCAGCCUUGACCCUUCCCAGGGAAUUUGGGCUGUUGGCAUCUGUGGGGACAGGUUUCAAGCCUUCACCUCCUUUGAAACCGUUCAGCCUCUGAAUGGGAGGCCAAGGACUAUCCGGGUCUCUCUGGAUUACGACAAGGGACAUGUGGCUUUCUUCGACGCUGAUAACGAGACCUUGGCUUUUGCUUUUACGCCGACUUCUUUCAACGGAGAGAAAAUCCUACCUUUCUUCUGGGUUUGGGAGUCCAGGAUCCAGCUGGCUCCCUGAGACAGCAUGGACAGCAAGAUGGAAAUGUCGUGCUUUGGAGAAGGCUUUGUUUUGAUCUGGGAAACCACACUGUAUUUCAGAGCUCUGUGGCUGGUAGAGAAUAAAGUGAAGGGAACAAG
Molecule: messenger RNA, 2273 nt
Organism: Cygnus atratus (black swan)
Lineage: Eukaryota; Metazoa; Chordata; Aves; Anseriformes; Anatidae
Product: E3 ubiquitin-protein ligase TRIM39-like
Exons: 7
Coding region: 385-2154 (589 amino acids)
Molecular function (GO): protein binding; zinc ion binding
Source: RefSeq, a predicted model, not a curated record